CAUUUCCCCCCAUUGUCAAAGCGCUCGUGAACAGGAAGAGGGAAACGAAAGCGGAGACGGACGAGGGGGGGGCGGGCGGCGGGGGGUGGAGCGGCUCCGACGUUAUUUAAACACGCCGCACCAUGAGGCACGCCUGGGGGUACAUGUGCAGGAGAGAGCUGCGGACAGCACGGACGCGGAGAUCUGCAGGAGCGACCCGCUGAUCGGAUCGGAUCGGAUCGGAUCCUCGGCGUCUUUCGGCCGUCCCCGGAGUCGCUGCAGGACAUGAGAGGCGCGGAGGUGAUCACCGCGAGUCAUCGCCUCAGGAAACGAUGACGGCGUCCUCCAUCGUCGCUUUAGCUGCUUAGAGGAAACCUCCUUUUUUUGCCACCGCUUCAUGCGGGAUUUUGCUUUAUGCUCAUUUUAGACGAAAUUAAGUCCGUCAAAAUCACCCGACAGAUUGCGGAGUAGGAGCAGGUGCAGUGCGCCUGCCGUGCAGUCCGGCGGGUCGUGGACUCAGACCCCCCUUCAUCUGAAUCCGCUGCAAGAAUGGCAUCUACUAUAGAGAGGAAAACACUGGAGGCCAAUGAGGAGCCGGUGGACGAGGUCCUCCAGAUGCCGCCCUCCCUGCUGACAUGUGGCGGGUGUCAGCAGAGCAUCGGGGACCGGUUCUUCCUGAAGGCCAUCGAGCAGUACUGGCACGAGGACUGCCUGAGCUGCGACCUGUGCGGCUGUCGGCUCGGAGAGGUUGGCCGGAGGCUUUACUACAAGCUGGGAAGAAAAUUAUGUCGUCGGGAUUAUCUCAGGCUCUUCGGUCAGGAUGGUCUCUGCGCCUCCUGCGAAAAGAGGAUCCGGGCGUUCGAGAUGACGAUGCGGGUGCGGGACAAGGUUUACCAUCUCGAGUGCUUCAAGUGUGCUGCCUGCCAGAAGCACUUCUGCGUGGGGGAUCGCUACCUUCUCAUCAACUCGGACAUCGUGUGCGAGCAGGACAUCUUUGAGUGGACCAAGCUCAACCAUAGCAGCGUGGUUUAGGCCGUUUAUCGGCGUGACUUUUCAGGCCAUUUUGAUGAACAAGCUGUCUUCUAAGCCCACGUAGGCUCAUUCAAGCAAUACGCCUGGAAUAAAAGGAGGAGAGGAGUUUACAACUCAGUAUUUCUGCAUGCAACCCUGCACUUAAAAUUAAAACAUUUCUAAUCCAAAGCUUCAUUCCUGAAAGCAAAAAACAACAAGAACAACGACAAAAAAAGACUCAACCUGUUUAAAUUUGCUAUACACUGUGAUUUUUAAUGAUAUAAAUGAACAAAAAAGCUAAAUAUCUUGGUUAUGUUUAAACAUUUUUUCAGGUCUUUCACAGUCGGACACUGUUGUAAACUACUUCCUGUAGUGCUGUAUAACAUGAUUACUAAGCUUCCAUUUGCUGGUUUUGUAUUUUUGAAUUGCAUUGAAAAAAAUUAUACAAGUCAAAAUAA
Molecule: messenger RNA, 1448 nt
Organism: Fundulus heteroclitus (mummichog)
Lineage: Eukaryota; Metazoa; Chordata; Actinopteri; Cyprinodontiformes; Fundulidae
Gene: lmo2
Product: LIM domain only 2 (rhombotin-like 1)
Exons: 3
Coding region: 529-1011 (160 amino acids)
Biological process (GO): positive regulation of transcription by RNA polymerase II
Cellular component (GO): nucleus
Molecular function (GO): DNA-binding transcription factor binding; transcription coactivator activity
Source: RefSeq, a predicted model, not a curated record